AAUAAAGCGUCCCCUGUUUUCUUUGGUCCCUGAUUUCCCCUGUUUCUUGGCUAUAACACUUACAUAUUUAAUCUUCAAGAACAGAAAGUCAUAAUUAAAAAAUGAUUGAUGGAUGAUUAAGGUCGUCUCUACUCUACAUUUUCUUUGGCCAACAUGCAGACAAAGGGAACAAGACGAACAACCACUGCAGGAAAGAAAGCAAGCAAAGCAUCAUACUCUGCCCCAAAAUUAUUCAAAAACAAUCCACCAAAUCAAUAAAUAACGCUUCUUCCACUUCCAGUUUGGACUCUUGUAUUCAUCCAUCUCCCACUUCUCCACAAACCCAAAAAAACCCUUCUCUGCCUUCCUCUGCUUUCUUCUUCCCUCACAAAUGGAAAACCGGUUGAGUACCCGGAUCUCUCGCAUCUUCCGGGGCUCAUUCGGGUCCUCUUGCCGGACCCGGAAUCUCUCCGACGUCGCCGAGAAGGCCGUCUUCAUCCCCCACCGGCAAAACAUCAACAACGAUGAAAACGGCUCUGUUUCGACGCUAAAGGCUCGACCUUUCCCGACCAUAUGCAGAGCAGCAACCUGCCCUGAAACCGCAACUCAAGUGAUCAAUCACUGUACCAUCCCUUCAAAGAGGAAAGAAUCUCACCAAAGAAGAUACCCUCCUCUCGUUCCUAACUCCGGGAAAGGCUUCCCUCCGGAUUUGUCGUCCCCUGUUUCUCCCCUGACCCGGUCAUACUACCGGAAAAAACAGAGUACCCAGAAACAGGGGACGAAAAGCAAGAAGAAGAAGAAAAAGAAAAGGGGCGGAACCCAGAAGCGGGAAACGAGUUCUCUUAUGAGUUCUUCGUCCCUCGACAGCGUCUACUUCGGCGGGAGUUACUAUUGGUUCAGCAGCGAAGACGAAGACGAAGGAGGAGGAAAAGGCGAUAAGAAUGGAUAUGAGAACGAUGACGAAUCCGACACUCUGUUUUUCUCCUCCAGAAGCCUCUCCUCCGAUUCGUCGGCUCUCUCUGCCAGCCGCCGCCACCGAAACCGCCGGAAUCAUCGCCGUGAAGGGUAUGCCACAGUCGAGUCAGGGAGGAAACCGAGAGGAAGCGAAAUCGACAACUCGAAGAAGGGCGUCGCUAAAGCUGCUGCUGGCGAUGCUAAAAGUGGUGAUAAAAGCGGGGAGCUGCCACUGGAGGGGAAAGUGAAGGGGAGCUUUGCAGUGGUGAAGAGCUCGAGCGAUCCUUACAACGAUUUCAGGACAUCAAUGGUGGAGAUGAUUAUAGAGAAGCAGAUAUUCGGGGCCAAGGAUUUGGAGCAGCUGCUGCAGUGUUUCUUGUCUCUCAACUCCGAUCAUCACCACAGGAUCAUUGUCGAGGUUUUCACUGAGAUUUGGGAAGCUCUCUUCUCCACCUUCUAUUGAUCAAUAAGAUGGGGAAAUCGGUAUUAAUGGUAAUGGGUAUAUUAGGAUUACAGCUCUGUAACUCUGCUCUGUUUCUGUGUGAGUUUGAUCUCUCUUUCUCCCUGCCUAAGUUGUUGCUGUAAUUGAGUUCUGACUAUGAACCAUUGACUGCUCUUCUUCUGUUCUUGCUGUAAUUUGAUUUUCAUUAGCUUGAAAUAAUGUAAGAUCGGGUUGCGCAUUGCUGUGUAACGGAAAUGUCAAAGUAUGUUUGGGGGUUUCUUCUCUUGCGUGUGUAAUGUGUUUUGAGUUUUGACGAUUGACAAGAUGGACCAAAAGGCCUGGCUAGGGGGGAAAAUGAAGCACUUCCUUUUUC
Linum trigynum is the source of this 1748-nucleotide messenger RNA. The record is from the annotation of a GenBank genome assembly. NCBI's taxonomy places the organism in Eukaryota, Viridiplantae, Streptophyta, Magnoliopsida, Malpighiales, Linaceae.